AUGUCGUUCAUCAACAUCUGUCGUGAUAACACGGAUCCCUUCUACCGUUACAAGAUGCCUCCUAUCCAGUCCAAGAUCGAAGGUAGAGGUAACGGUAUCAAGACUGCUGUUCCAAAUGCAUCUGAAGUUGCCAGAGCUUUGAACAGACCCCCAGCCUAUGUGAUUAAGUACUUUGGAUUUGAACUCGGUGCUUUGACCUCUAUCAACGAGACCAGUGACAGAUACCUGGUCAACGGUGCACACGAUGCUGCCAAGUUGCAGGACCUUUUGGAUGGUUUCAUUAAGAAAUUUGUGCUUUGUCCUUCGUGUUCCAACCCUGAAACCGAGAUCAUAAUCCACAAGGAUGACAGUCUCACGCGUGACUGUAAGGCGUGUGGUAAGAUCAGCCAGAUUGACCCUCGUCACAAACUUGCCACUUACAUCUUAAAGAACCCACCAGCCAAGGGCGGGAAGAAGAACAAGAAGUCCGCCACUGCCUCAGAGAACGUUGUUGGUGGUGGUAUGUCCAUCUCCGAUAUUGCUGCCAAUCAUAAGGCCAAUGCGAAGGAUGACGAUGCCUCUGAAGACGAGUUGGAGGCAGAGGCUCCUCCUCCAGUCGGUGGAAUUGAUGUCAAGGAUGACGAAUGGGCUGUCGAUGUGUCUGCCGAGGCCGUCAAGGCCAGAGCCGAGGCCAUGGAAGGACUGACUGCCACCAAGAACAGCUUCGAGCUUUUGGGAGAGUGGCUGUUGGCCGCCCACUCGGGAGACGAAGACGAGUUCCCAUCCGACGUUGAGAUCUACAAGAAGGCCUCAGACUUGAACAUCGUUGACGACGAGAAUACCUUGCAAGUUUUGGCCCAAUCUCUGUUCAGCGAGGAUAUUGUCGACGAGAUUGACGAACAUGCCGGUCUUUUGAAAAAACUGGUCACCUCUGAUGACCACGAGAAGGCUCUUCUCGGUGGAUUCGAGAGACUGUUGGGUUUGACAUACCCUGAGCUCAUUCCAAAGGUCCCAAAGAUCCUGAUGGAGCUUUAUGACAGGGACAUUUUGUCCGAGGACGUCAUUGUCGAUUGGGGUACCAAGGUGAGCAAGAAGUACGUUCCAAAGGACAUUUCCAAGAAGGUCAGAAAGGCCGCUAAGCCUUUCUUGAAAUGGCUUGAGGAAGCCGAGUCCGAAGAGGAUUAG
This is a messenger RNA of Kuraishia capsulata CBS 1993, 1164 nucleotides long. RefSeq lists its product as uncharacterized. The transcript has a single exon. Lineage: Eukaryota; Fungi; Ascomycota; Pichiomycetes; Pichiales; Pichiaceae. Gene Ontology annotation, cellular component: cytosol. Gene Ontology annotation, molecular function: GDP-dissociation inhibitor activity; eukaryotic initiation factor eIF2 binding; translation initiation factor activity. The record is from RefSeq and is a predicted model, not a curated record. Gene Ontology annotation, biological process: formation of cytoplasmic translation initiation complex; translational initiation; formation of translation preinitiation complex. Bases 1 to 1164 code for a protein of 387 amino acids.